AUUUUCUUCCGGAAGCUCAGCACAAUAACGGCACAGUGGUGGUCUGGGAAAUUCAAGGCGAGUUCUGAUUCCUGGCAGUGUCAAAAUUUCUCGAGAAUCCAAUUGCGAAUUUGUACGAACCAAGUAAAAUUUUGCUCGAUUUGCUUCAGAGAGAGAGAGAGAGAGAGGGGGGGAUAAUGAUGAUGAUGACGAUGAUGACGAUGACGAUGAUGGAGACAGAGAAGGAUGGCCGAGUUUCGAGGAAAGCCAAGGAGGGGCAUGAACAGAAGAAGGAUCGUUUCAGCAAACCGAGGAAGAGAAAAAAAGAAGAGUUUGAUCAUUUGCCAAACCAAACAUACAUAUAUAUCGUUUAUCAAAACACGAAAAGCAAUUAAGCAAAUACCGAAAUUGAAAAAAAAGGGAAAAAAAAACAACAAAAUAGGAACGAACCCUGAAUUCACUUUUUUUCUACGGCACAUACGACAGCAUCUACAAUUCCCGAAUCUCGUGGGUACCCAUCCAAGCAAGUUACUCUCCAAACAGUCCAGUCCUCCUUCAUUGAUUAUUCUUCCAUUGAUUUUCAAGCUUUCUCAUGAGAUAGGGUCCAAUUAAUAUAAACACCCACUUCUUUGCCAUUUGAUUAUUUGUUCAAUCAAUGCAUAAUGGUACAGUUUCUUCGAGUUUUCUUUGUUUCGUUCCACUUCCCAAUUUGUUUUUGUUUCUUUAUGCAGUUUGUCAAAAGGAAAUUUAAUUAUACCCCUUCUCUCUCUUGUCUCCUUUUUCCCUUGUUUUGAUGUUUUAGUUUGUGUUUGACCUUUCGAUGGUUGGAUUGUGUGGUGAUCUAUUCGUCACUGCACCAAAGCUGGCAGUCUCUAUUUUAGUGCCAUUUUUUUUAAAAAAAAUUUCGUUUGUUGGAUUUAGAGUCAAGAGAUAAAUAGAGAGAUUCUUAAAAGACACCGUUUUUAUUUAUAAAGUUCAAAAUUUUAUUGGGUGGUUGAUUCUUGAGGGCUAGGGCUUCAUGCUUUACCAUUACCAGUACAUUCGGUGCCUAUUUAUGAGAUUUGAGGCCACGGACUGACAGGGAUCGUCGAUCUUUCUUGAUUUCUUCGUCUGGGUAGUUCGAGUUCCUGAAUUUUGUCAUCUUGGUCUGGGUUUAAUUGUGCUGGAUGUUCUCGGUCGGAGAUUGUGUUUUGUUGAUGAUGAUUGGUCUUCAAUGAGGAGCUUUAUUGGUGCUGUUUUUGAAGGGAGUUUAUCUCCUACAAUACACUACACUGAGUUAUAAAGAUGUUUCAUGUUCAAGGAUCUUCAAAACACUCUUCUAGUCUCCUUGCCGUUUUGUGUGGGAGAAAUUUGGAGAAUGAGCAAAAACAAGAAACAGAGGGCAGUCCAAGAUACCGCUUUCCAGAGCUUGUUUCUUCGGGGCGUUUAGAGGUUCAAAUUCUUAGGAGUCCCAGUACAGAAGAGUUUCAAAGGAUUCUUGAUUCACUCCAGCCAAAUUUUGUGUACUUGCAAGGAGAACAACUUCCAAACGACGAAGUUGGAUCUCUGGUGUGGGCAGGUGUUGACUUGUGCACUGCUGAAGCUGUGGCUGACCUCUUUGGUACCACGUUACCAACCACAGUAUAUUUGGAGCUUCCAAAUGGAGAGAAGUUAGCAGAGGCUCUCCAUUCCAAGGGAAUUCCUUAUGUAGUAUAUUGGAAGAAUGCAUUUUUUCGCUGUGAUGCUUCCCAUUUUCGACAUGCAUUAUUUUCAGUGGUGCAGAGUUCUUCUAGCCAUACUUGGGAUGCUUUCCAGCUUGCACAUGCGUCAUUUAGGCUUUACUGUGUAAGAAGCAGCCCUGUCCUUCCAGGAAACAGCCAGAAAAGCAAUGAUCAAUUGGGUCCAAACCUCCUUGGGGACCCUCCUAAGAUCAAUGUUACUCCACCUGAGAUGGUUGCAGAAGAUGAUGAUGACAGUUCUUCUGAUGGUCUGCCUGCCAUAAAGAUAUAUGACGAUGAUGUGAACAUGAAGUUUCUUGUUUGUGGAGAGCGAUACGCAUUGGAUGACUUCAUAUUAGGAUCUUUGGAAGAUGGCCUUAAUGCCCUCUUGACUAUUGAAAUUCGGGGAAGUAAACUUCAUAACCGGGUCAGUGCUCUGCCACCACCUCUUCAGGCUGGCACAUUUUCUCGUGGUGUUGUCACCAUGAGAUGUGAUUUGUCAACUUGCAGUUCUGCCCACAUCUCACUUCUGGUGUCAGGUAGUGCACAGACUUGCUUUGAUGAUCAGCUCUUGGAGAACCACAUAAAGAAUGAAGUUAUUGAAAACAGUCGGCUAGUCCAUGCACGACCAAAUUGCGGGGAAAGCAAACAACCUUUGUCAGAACCGCGAAGAUCAGCUGCGAUAGCCUGUGGGGCAUCAGUGUUUGAAGUUUGCAUGAAGGUCCCUAUGUGGGCUUCGCAGGUUCUGAGGCAGCUGGCACAGGAUGUUUCAUAUCGUAGUUUAGUUGCACUUGGCAUUGCCAGCAUUCAUGGAUUAGCUGUUGCUUCAUUUGAGAAGGAUGAUGUGGAACGACUUAUUUUCUUCUGUAAUAGGCAGGGGAAAGAUCUCGGUCUAGGUAAUCCUUAUUUUAACAGCAGCGCUCCUACCUGGAUGAGACCGCCUGCACCUUCAAGAGAGAGAUUUGAAAUGUGCCACAAAGCAAGUCCAAUCUCUAGUAAUGGUUUUGUCUUUGGAAAUCAAGCUUCUGUCUGUGAGGUUAAGCAUACUGGAUUAACCAAUGGCUUCACCAUGUCUGUAAUACCUGGCAGACAAAAACGGAAAGUCACUGCAAUGAGGCCUGUUCCUCAUGUUCGUCACAAGAAAAUGCUGCCUUUUUCUGCCUCAGCUGUGGUGGAUGGGCAUGACGGAAGCCAAUUAAAGGCUAAUUUAUCAGUCGCUCCUUUGCCCAAGCACAGUUUAGCGGGAUCCAAUCCUGUUACGCAUCGAAAAACUAGUUUGAACUCACUUCAAGCUAAACAAAUUAUUUCAUUGAAUCCUCUACCUCUGAAGAAACAUGGUUGUAACAGAAGCCCUAUUCAUGUUUGCUCUGAGGAAGAGUUUCUCAAGGAUGUAAUGCAGUUUCUAAUCCUUCGUGGCCAUACACGUCUCGUUCCACAAGGUGGGCUUGCAGAGUUCCCUGAUGCUAUACUCAAUGCAAAACGCCUUGACCUCUUCAACUUGUACAGAGAGGUGGUUUCAAGAGGUGGCUUUCAUGUUGGCAAUGGCAUCAAUUGGAAAGGACAGGUUUUCUCGAAGAUGCACAAUCACACGGUGACCAAUAGAAUGACCGGUGUUGGGAACACACUAAAAAGACAUUAUGAAACUUACCUUCUGGAGUACGAAUUGGCACAUGAUGAUGUGGAUGGAGAGUGCUGCUUAUUAUGUCACAGUAGUGCUGCUGGGGAUUGGGUGAACUGUGGUAUAUGUGGCGAGUGGGCUCACUUUGGCUGUGACAGAAGGGCGGGCCUUGGUGCCUUCAAGGAUUAUGCAAAAACAGAUGGACUGGAAUACAUAUGUCCACAGUGCAGCAUUUCAAAUUUCAAGAAGAAACCCCCCAGAACUACAAAUGGUGGCUAGUCUUGAACACGUUACUAUUCCACCACCAGUUGGAUCGAGUUCCCCUGCCCUCGAUAAAUUUUCUCUCCUCUUUUGUCUCCAUGUGCGAAGCGCAAAAUUUGUUAAUUUGUUCAAUGAGUAGGUCUAGGUGUACAAUUUGUUCAAUGAGCGCGGGAGGGGAGGGGGGAGGGAACGGACAGGCAUGAAUGCUGGAGAAAAUGGAGAGAGCUGAUGAGGAGAGUAAAACAGCAGCAGCAGCAGUAGCAGGAGAGGAAGGCUUAGUUUGGGAUUUAGGAGUUGGGCUCCCUUCUAGUGAAGACGAAGGGUUGUUAUGUAAUAUCAUAUGUCCUUGUUACAAAUAUGUUGUUUUUGUAGAUUAAUGAAAACAACACACCAUUGGUAGUUUUGUUA
Molecule: messenger RNA, 3963 nt
Organism: Diospyros lotus (date-plum)
Lineage: Eukaryota; Viridiplantae; Streptophyta; Magnoliopsida; Ericales; Ebenaceae
Product: AT-rich interactive domain-containing protein 4-like
Exons: 17
Coding region: 1264-3573 (769 amino acids)
Molecular function (GO): DNA binding
Source: RefSeq, a predicted model, not a curated record